UCAAAAGAGAUCUUUUUUAGAUAUUUUUUCCCAUCUUUGGAUUAUGUCGGUUUGUCGUCAAAAAAAUGAUAAAGUGUUUGAUUGUUAAAUCAAACAUCAAUCAACAAAAUCAAACAACAAACAGCAAUCAAUCAAAUAAUUUUUCUGAUGGAACAUAAUAAUUACACCAUCAUAAUGGUCAAUCUACAAAUUGAAAAUACUAUGGAUUUCGAACAGACUUUGAUGUAUGGCCAAUAUAAAAAAGAUUUAGCCAGAUUUUCACGUUCACUUGCAUCAAGCCGUUCAAGGGGUGCCAAACCGAUAUCACUAAUACGAGAAUCAAGUUUUUUUCGUGCAAUAUCAGGAUGUUUUGGUUUCAUAUGGAAAUAUACAUUGGGUAUUAUUGACGAAGAUUGGCCAUUCCUUGCUUUAUUGGGUAUCACGAUGGCUAUCAUUAGUUUUACCCUUGAUUUUUUCGUUUUACAAUGUCAUCAAACUCGUGUGCUAUUGUACGAUCAACUUUUUACGUAUAACAUUGUGAUUAGAUAUUUUGGUUGGAUAACAUUUCCCGUCUUGCUUCUUGUGUUUGCAACCGGUGUAGUUGGUAUCAUUUCGCCACAGGCAACUGGAUCGGGUAUACCUGAAAUGAAAACUAUAUUACGCGGAGUGAUUCUUCAUGAAUAUCUAUCAUUUCGGACAUUGGUUGCCAAAUUAAUCGGUUUGGCGUGUAUAUUGGGCAGUGGAUUGCCAUUUGGCAAGGAAGGACCUUUUGUACAUACAUGUUCAAUGGUAGCAACAAUCUUAUCCAAAGUGAUUGGGUCAUUUCAGCAUGUAUAUGAUCGUGAUGCACGAACCACCGAAAUGUUGGCUGUGGCUUGUGCCGUAGGCGUUGCCACCACAUUUUAUUCACCAAUAGGUGGUGUAUUAUUCUCAGUAGAAGUAACCACGGAUUUUUUUGCUAUUCGAAGUUAUUGGCGUGGGUUCUUUUCCGCUUGCUCUGCAGCAACCUUUUGGCGUUUGUUGACAGUUUUCUUUCGUAAAGAAGCUGCAUUGACUUCAUUAUUCAAAACAAAUUUUCGUACUGAUUUUCCAUUCGAUCCACAAGAAUUAUUGGUAUUUGCUUUUAUCGGUGUUGCUUGUGGUUUUGGUGGUGCCUUUUAUGUUCGUUGUCAUCGCUGGCUCGUUCAUUACAUCCGGAAUCAGAAAACGUUGAAUGCAUUUCUAAAAAAAAAUCGAUUCGUAUAUCCAACCGUGGUAACUUUAUUAUUGAUGUCCAUUUCGUUUCCACCUUUUAUGGGACAAUACAUGGCCUCAUUUCUAUCCAAUCCACAAACAUUUAAAGAAUUGUUCAGCAACAUAACUUGGGAUGUACAUGGUAGUAAUGAUUCAAAACAUUUAACGAUGGUCCAACAUUGGUCCACUAACCAUACAAGCAUUUAUACUAACCUCAUCAUUACCAUCUUCAAUACGUUUUGGAUGUCGAUUUUGGCAUCUACCAUACCAGUUCCACAUGGAUUGUUCAUACCAAUUUUCAAAAUUGGUGCCACUUUCGGCCGAUUAGUAGGUGAAAUUAUGGCUGCUUGUUUUCCAGACGGUAUAUCAUUUAGUGGUUAUACCAUACCAAUUGUACCUGGUGGUUAUUCUGUUGUUGGCGCUGCUGCAUUUACCGGAGCUGUUACACAUACAAUUAGUAUUACGGUGAUCGUGUUCGAAAUGACUGGCCAAAUGAGCCAUAUGAUACCGGUUAUUUUAUCUGUACUCAUAUCAAAUGCAAUCAGUCAAAAAUUGGAGUUAUCAAUAUAUGAUUCAGUUAUACAGAUCAAAAAAUUACCAUUUUUGCCACCGAUCAUGGUUGCUAAUUCAUUGGCACAUAACAUUUUUGUCGAUGAUAUUAUGGUCCGUAAUUUGGUUUUUGUAUGGCUAAAAAAUUUUACUUAUCGUGAUAUAGUAAAUUUGUUAUCUAAUAAUCCUGAAAUACGGACAUUUCCCUUGGUUGAUAAUUGCAAGAAUAUGAUUUUGUUAGGUUCAGUUCAACGUGAUGAAUUGGAACGAAUUGUUGAUUGUCUUCUAUGCCGUGAACGUCGAUUACAAGAAGUAGUACGAAAGAAUAGUCUUCAAGAAUAUGCUCUUGGUAUUGAGACAGAAAGUGAUGAAGAUUCAAUUCAAUUCAUAACUCCGUUCAUGGAUUAUGAACAAAUUCCAUCACCGACGAAUAAAUCUCGUUUUAAUGUCAGCUUAGUUUCAUCGAAUGAUUAUGAAGACAAACGAAUUAAUCAAUCAGCGAUCGAUCGAAGAUCACCUGUGAAGCCUAAAUCGAUCUUGAAACAAACAUUUACUAUAACUACAUAUUCACCUCAUUCUACGAUAAAUACCAAUUCAAGUAUCCGCAAGGAUUCGCGUUUACGACAGGUAUUUGAAAAUAUUUUUCAGAAAAGUUUACAUCUUGAAGAUGCACAUCCGAAUCCAUUGAAACAAUCAGCCGAAAGUAUGACAACAAAACCACCCAUCAUUGAACGAAGCGUUCAAUUGCCUCGUGAACGUGUCAUUGACAUGACAGCAGAAGAGCAACACAAAUGGGAAGAGGAACAAUUAAAUACCGUUGUAGAUUUUAACGAUUGUUGUAUUGAUCCAGCACCAUUUCAACUGGUUGAACGUACAACCAUCUAUAAAGUUCAUCUAUUUUUCUCAAUGUUGAGCUUAUCGCGGGCAUAUGUCACUUCAGUUGGACGUUUAAUUGGUCUUGUUGAUCUUGCAGAUCUCAAAAAUGGUAUCGAUAAGCUGAAUCAAGGUCUAUUGCAACCACAUGAAGAUUCCGAAGAAGCUAACAAUUAUUUAUACAAUAUUGAAUUUGAUCCUCACCAUGAAGAUACAUUGACAUCAUUCACUGAAGUUAUGGAAAUAAAUAAUCAAUCUAGAUAAUCAUUGCCUUUGUCCAUAUAUAUUUCAUUGCUGAUUUUUUUCUCAUUUUAGAUAAAAAUCUUUUAUUAUUGAUUGAGAUCGGUUGGAAGCAAAAAAACUUCCUACUUAAUUAUUGCGAAGCUAAUUUAGUGAAUCUAUUAAAUCCGAAUAUGUUAGCGGAAAUUUCUUUUCGAAAAUAAAAUUUCCUCACAAUUAUUGAGUGGACGACUUUAA
Molecule: messenger RNA, 3111 nt
Organism: Dermatophagoides farinae (American house dust mite)
Lineage: Eukaryota; Metazoa; Arthropoda; Arachnida; Sarcoptiformes; Pyroglyphidae
Product: chloride channel protein 2
Biological process (GO): transmembrane transport; chloride transport
Cellular component (GO): plasma membrane
Molecular function (GO): voltage-gated chloride channel activity
Source: RefSeq, a predicted model, not a curated record